Molecule: messenger RNA, 3379 nt
Organism: Labrus mixtus (cuckoo wrasse)
Lineage: Eukaryota; Metazoa; Chordata; Actinopteri; Labriformes; Labridae
Gene: cnksr3
Product: cnksr family member 3
Exons: 21
Coding region: 323-2998 (891 amino acids)
Biological process (GO): regulation of signal transduction
Cellular component (GO): membrane; cytoplasm
Molecular function (GO): protein binding
Source: RefSeq, a predicted model, not a curated record
GUUUGAGAGCGACUGUAUUUAUGUUUGAUUCUUAUAGUUCCCACAGCACUUAAAGGCAGCACCGGCAUACUCUUACAUAAUUGGACGAGAAAUGGGAGAGAGGCGUGGUCACACCCUCUGUAACCCGACACCGGACCCAUGCGCUGCGUUGACUGUAAACUUUCGCCAUGAGCUCCGUCAGUCGGGCUCGGCGAGCGGAGGACCGAGUCUGUCCGCUGUAACGGGACUCCCCGGUGCUCGUUAUUAUGUCUUAUUGACCUUUUCAAUCGGGAUCUUUUUUACUGGACAAGUGAGAGAUUAAUUUAAAGUUUGUGUUGGAGUCAUGGAGGCUGUUAGCAAGUGGAGCCCGCAGCAGGUGGUGGACUGGAUGAGAGGUCUGGACGACAGCCUGCAGCAGUACAUCCCGUCCUUCCAGCGGCAGCAGGUGGACGGGGAGAAGCUGCUCAGGAUGUCCCACCACGAGCUGCUGUCUCUGGGCGUGUCGAGGGUGGGACACCAGGAGCUGAUGCAGGAGGCCGUGGAUCUGCUCUGUGCACUGAAUCACGGUGUGGAGUCUGACAACCUGAAGACUCUGGUGGGGAAGAUGAGAGCGGCUCAUCACAACCUGAACAGCGCGGUGUCGCAGCGCCGAAAGAACCCCAUCUACAACAGCAAAAUCUCCCACCAGCCCUCCAACGAGUUCCUGACCGCCGUGAUGGAGCUCAUCGGAGCCGCCAAGAGUCUGCUGGGCUGGCUGGACAGGACGCCUCUGACGAGCGCCAACGACUUCACCUCCACCAAAAGCCGAAUCAUCCACCUGUGUCUGGAGCUCACCUCCACCGUGCAGAAGGACUGUACUGUUUAUGAGAUUGAGGAGAAGAUUCUGGAAGUGUCUCGAGCUCUGAACGGCGUCUGUGAGAAGACGGUGCAGGCGACCUCUGACCCCUCAAAGAGUGACAUGUCCUGUCUGGAGGAGGUGCACAUCAUCAACGUGAAGCCCGGAGAGGGACUGGGUAUAUACAUCAAGUCCACCUACGACGGGCUCCACGUCAUCACAGGAACAACAGAGAAUUCUCCUGCAGAUAAAACUCAGAGGAUUCAUGCAGGAGAUGAAGUGGUUCAGGUCAACAGACAGACAGUGGUGGGCUGGCAGCUGAAGCACCUGGUGGAGAAGCUGAGGGCCGAGUCUGGAGGCGUGGUCAUCGUGGUGAAGAAGAGGCCGUCGGGGAUAUCUGGUGGCUUCACAGCCGCUCCGCUGAAGAACCUGCGCUGGAGACCGCCCAGCGUACAGAUGUCUCAGGGAGUUCCGGGUCUUAUCAAAUGUCCGCAGCCAGAACCAUCAGACGCUCCUGCGAAGAGAGGAAAGACCACUUUGCUGGACUUGUACGUCCCUCCUCCCCCCGCAGCACCGUACAAACCACUAGACGCCAACAUGAACGUGUCUCCAUGUGUCAAAAUGCGACCCAAGUCUCCGAACUCGUGUCUGGACGCAGACACACGGAGACGCUCCAGUGUUAUUGACAACAAGAAGACGACGUCUGUCAGCCCCCCAGCUCAAGUCAACAAAGCGGUCCCCCUCAGACAGCACUCCUCUGCUCGCUGUAAACCCCGACCCGUCUCCAUGCCUGUAGAGAUUUCAGGAGUGUCCGACUUUUCCUCCAAACCCGGUGUGAAGGGACGCAAAGGUAACAGCGUUCUGCACAGAUAUCUGAGUAACGAGGGGAUCAGCACCAUCACGGAGGAGGAGCCGUGUUACCCUCUGCCGUACCGAGGACACCCGUCUGUCCGCGGCGUCGACCACAUCAGAGGCAGCCAGUGCUUCGUUAACGCCGACCUGCACAACAGCGCCACCAUCCCUUACCAGGAAGCAGCGUCCAAAAAGUCCUCGCCCUCCAGCUCUGCUGCUGUAAACAAACAGUCCACGUCGCUGCUCGGAGGUUUGCUGGCUCGUCUCAGGCUGCUCAGCCACUUCUCCUCUGCACCGGCCCUGUCCAGGUCGCUUGCGGGGAUGAAUCGGCGGCAGGUUUCCGUGAAGGAUCUCGGCGUGUUGGACUGUGAGGGCUGGCUUCACCGCAGGAAGGCGGGCCGCAGCUUCCUGGGGAGCAAAUGGAAGAGAUACUGGUUUGUCCUGAAGAAGAGUUCUCUGUACUGGUACAAAGACCAGAUGGCAGAGAAAGCAGAAGGAUUCAUCAACCUCUCCGGCUUCUCCGUCGAACAGGCCAAACAUUGCAGGAGGAAACAUGCGAUAACAGCGAGUCAUCCUCUGGUGGUGAACAUUUUCAUCGCUGCGGAGAGCUUCACCGACAUGAACAAGUGGAUCAGUAAACUGUCGGAGGCGGCCGAGCCGUGUGAACUGAUCCACGCUGAAGAGUGCUACAGCGAGGGCAGCGAUCAGGACUGUGAUGAGCUCGUGUCCAUUUCCUGUUCUCGACAGUCCGAUCCAGAAACAUCUGAAGACACUCCGGUCCUCUGCGAGUCCCUGCAGAGCGACCACAGAAGAAGAAGUACCUCCGAGGUGGCGGGUUUGUGUAGAAACAGAAGAAGAAGAAAAGCCUCGGAGGGCUCUGAGCGUCUCUCCUGGUUAGAUUUCCCCGGGCCGGAUGGAGACAGCACAGGAGCGUCCCUCCCUCCUGUGCACGCUGAAGGAGAGGAGGCUGUCCCAGACCAGCCGGCUCCGGAUGAGAUGGAGAGCCUUUACGUCCACCUGAAGGCGGCCAGCUUGUCUCUGAUUGGACGGUCCGGUCAGAGGGACUUCAGGGCGUCGUUUGUCAGACGAUGUAAGAACGACAAAGUCAACGAGAAGCUUCACCUGCUCAGGAUCCUCAGCAGCACGUUAAAGGCGAAACAGUCGGAGCUGCUGGCGGUGGAGCAGAUCCUGACCGACCCGACUCUCACCCCGCCAACGUACAGAAAGUGGAGGCUCUCCAACUCCGUCUUACUGCAGGAGAUCAGGCAAAGAAACCAGGCAGCAGGGGGCGCCGUGGAGCGGAGACCUCCUGAACAGCGCUCUGUGACCUGAGGAAUAUUUUUAAUAACUCCUCCGUUUUUGAUUUGAUGAAGGAUAAUAGUCGGUCAAAUGAUUCAAAAAUACUUCAGUGAAGAAGCCGGGACAAGAGGUGCAGUCAGUGGAGACUGCAGACCAGCAAAGAGCAAGACCGCGUUUGGCGAGUCCUCCACGAGAUUUGGAAUACCCUCCCAUCAGAAAUAAAAAUCACGAACUGACUCCAAAGCUUUGGUUAACAAGGCGCAACUAUAUGGAGAUAGAAUUGUCUCAAAAAGAUUUAUACGUAUCCAAAUGAUGUGUAUAAAUAUGCAUAGAUUUAAAAAUAUACAAAUAUAAAAACGUGACAUACAAAUAAAUAAACUAAUUUGUAUAAAUAAACGUGCAUUUGUAAAUAUA